ACCCCGCUUCAGUCCGGCCAGCCCUUCAAGUUCUCCAUCCUGGAGACCUGCGACCGCAUUAAGGAGGAAUUCCAGUUCCUCCAGGCUCAGUACCACAGCCUCAAGCUGGAAUGCGAGAAGUUGGCCAGUGAGAAGACGGAAAUGCAGCGACACUAUGUCAUGUACUACGAGAUGUCUUAUGGUCUCAACAUCGAGAUGCACAAGCAGGCCGAGAUCGUGAAGCGCCUCAGCGGCAUCUGUGCCCAGAUCAUACCCUUCCUGACCCAGGAGCACCAGCAGCAGGUGCUGCAGGCCGUGGAGCGCGCCAAGCAGGUGACUGUGGGGGAGCUGAACAGCCUCAUCGGGCAGCAGCAGCUCCAGCCGCUGUCCCACCACCCCCCCCCUGUGCCCCUCACCCCGCGCCCUGCGGGGCUGGUGGGCGGCAGUGCCACGGGGCUGCUGGCUCUGUCCGGAGCGCUGGCUGCACAGGCCCAGCUGGCGGCGGCCAAGGAGGACCGCGCAGGCGUGGAGGCCGAGGGGUCCAGAGCGGACAGAGCCCCGAGCAGGAGCGUGUCCCCCUCGCCCCCCGAGAGUCUGGUCGGAGAGGAACGGCCGAGCGCCCUGGGUGGCAGUGGGAAGCAGAGAGAGGACAAAGAUCUGGCAGGGCCUUAUGAGAGCGACGAGGACAAGAGUGACUACAACCUGGUGGUGGACGAGGACCAACCCUCAGCGCCCCCCAGCCCGGCCAUCACCCCCUGUGGAAAGGCAGCAGCCUGUGUCCCCACCCGCCGAGAGCUCGUGGACAGUCCAGCCUCCUUGGCCUCCAGCCUCGGCUCUCCACUCCCCAGAGCCAAGGAGCUUGUCCUGAAUGACCUUCCGGCCAGCACGCCCGCUUCGAAGUCCUGUGACUCCUCCCCGCCCCAGGACGCGUCCACCCCGGGGCCCAGCUCUGCUGGCCACCUCUGUCAGCUCACGGCCAAGCCGGCGCCCUGCACAGACAGUGUCGCCCUGAGGAGUCCCCUGAGUCUGACUGGCCCCUUCACCACGUCCUUCAGCCUGAGCUCCCAUGGCGGCCUCAACGGGGACCUCUCUGUGCCCAGCCCCUACGUCAGUCUCCACCUGCCCCCCCAGGUCAGCACCUCCGUGGUGUACGGCCGCUCGCCCCCGAUGGCAUUCGAGUCUCACCCGCAUCUCCGAGGGUCCUCCAUCUCCUCCCUGCCCAGCAUCCCUGGUGGGAAGCCGGCCUACUCCUUCCACGUGUCUGCCGACGGCCAGAUGCAGCCCGUGCCCUUCCCGUCGGACGCGCUGGUGGGCGCCGGCAUCCCGCGGCACGCCCGGCAGCUGCACACGCUGGCGCACGGCGAGGUGGUCUGCGCCGUCACCAUCAGCGGCUCCACGCAGCACGUACCGCAGCGCUCGUUCCCUCUGACCCAGAACCGGGACAACUACAUCCGCUCCUGCAAGCUGCUGCCCGACGGCCGCAGCCUGAUCGUGGGCGGCGAGGCCAGCACCCUGUCCAUCUGGGAUCUGGCGGCGCCCACGCCCCGCAUCAAGGCGGAGCUGACGUCCUCCGCCCCCGCCUGCUACGCCCUGGCGGUCAGCCCCGACGCCAAGGUCUGCUUCUCCUGCUGCAGCGACGGCAACAUCGUGGUCUGGGACCUGCAGAACCAGGCCAUGGUCAGGCAGUUCCAAGGCCACACGGACGGGGCCAGCUGCAUCGACAUCUCCGACUACGGCACCCGGCUGUGGACGGGGGGCCUGGACAACACGGUGCGCUGCUGGGACCUGCGGGAGGGCCGGCAGCUGCAGCAGCACGACUUCGGCUCCCAGAUCUUCUCCCUGGGCCACUGCCCUAACCAGGACUGGCUGGCUGUCGGCAUGGAGAGCAGCAAUGUGGAGAUCUUGCACGUCCGCAAGCCCGAGAAGUACCAGCUGCACCUCCACGAGAGCUGUGUGCUGUCCCUCAAGUUCGCCUCCUGCGGGCGCUGGUUCGUGAGCACCGGCAAGGACAAUCUGCUCAACGCUUGGAGAACGCCCUACGGGGCCAGCAUUUUCCAGUCCAAGGAGUCGUCCUCUGUCCUGAGCUGUGACAUCUCCAGGAACAACAAGUACAUUGUGACCGGCUCGGGGGACAAGAAGGCCACCGUGUAUGAGGUCGUCUACUGAGCCCCCGUCUCCCUGCACCCGCCCGACCCCUGCGGAGGGGCGUCCGGGAGACCGCGGCGGCCUCCCUGGCCACAACGUGAGCGCUGGCUCCUGCGGUCCAGCUGCCUCAGCCCUGGGCAGGGCUCGGGCAGGCAAAUAAAUGUAUUUAUCACGGUG
Molecule: messenger RNA, 2301 nt
Organism: Tupaia belangeri chinensis (Chinese tree shrew)
Lineage: Eukaryota; Metazoa; Chordata; Mammalia; Scandentia; Tupaiidae
Gene: TLE2
Product: TLE family member 2, transcriptional corepressor
Exons: 19
Coding region: 142-2145 (667 amino acids)
Biological process (GO): negative regulation of canonical Wnt signaling pathway; regulation of DNA-templated transcription
Cellular component (GO): transcription regulator complex; nucleus
Molecular function (GO): protein binding; transcription corepressor activity
Source: RefSeq, a predicted model, not a curated record